AUGGCAGCUCCAGAGGUUCACCAUCUCUUUCACCACCCGAUUGCAGACCACUCCUUCUCUGCAGACAAGCAGACACUGGCCGUGGCACGAGACACCAGCGUUGAGCUUUAUGGGCGCACAGGCAGUGGAUUCAAGCUGAAGGAUGAGUUGAAGGGACACGACAAGUUGGUUACCAGCGUCGAUAUUGCGUUAAAUACUGGGAGAAUUGUGACUUGCUCGCAAGAUCGAAAUGCCUUGGUCUGGGAACCAUCUCCAACUGGCUACAAACCAACCCUCGUCCUUCUCCGAAUUAAUCGUGCUGCAACAUUUGUACGUUGGUCACCUUCCGAAACAAAGUUUGCCGUAGGAUCCGGCGCAAGAGUCAUUGCAAUCUGCUAUUUUGAAGAAGAAAACGAUUGGUGGGUGUCAAAGCAUAUCAAGAAGCCUAUUCGAAGCACAAUCACUACUGUGGCAUGGCAUCCUAAUUCUGUUUUGCUAGCUGCUGGCUCUACAGAUGCACAUGCCAGAGUCUUCUCGAGUUUCAUCAAAGGAGUCGAUGAAAGACCGGAGCCUGGCGUGUGGGGUGAAAGACUGCCAUUCAACACCGUCUGUGGAGAGUAUUUGAACAACUCUGCUGGUUGGGUUCAUGCUGUAUCAUUCUCUCCUAGUGGAAAUUCUCUAGCAUUUGCGGCUCAUGAUAGCAGCAUUACCGUGGUGUACCCGAACGGUGCCGAUCAAGCUCCAAGAGCUGUCGUCAGCGUGAACACCCAGUUACUGCCUUUUAUGAGCCUCAUCUGGAACGGCGAGAGCGAAAUCAUUGCUGCAGGAUAUGACUGUGAAGCUUACCGUUUCAAGGGAAACGAGGGCGGGUGGCAACUCACUGGAUCAUUGGAGUCAAAGGGGCGAGCAGGUCUUGGAGCUGCACGAGAAGAAUCCGCCUUCAACAUGUUCAAGCAGAUGGACUUGAAAGGAAAGACUAACGAUGAUACCCAAUUGAAGACGGUGCAUCAGAACACCAUCAGCACAAUCCGUGUGUAUGAGGGGUCAGGUGGUGCUGUUCGAAAGUUUAGCACGAGCGGCGUUGAUGGAAGAAUCGUUAUUUGGAAUGCAUAG
Hyaloscypha bicolor E is the source of this 1092-nucleotide messenger RNA. Its product is annotated as putative actin-related protein 2/3 complex subunit 1. Gene Ontology annotation, biological process: Arp2/3 complex-mediated actin nucleation. The transcript has 3 exons. Bases 1 to 1092 code for a protein of 363 amino acids. Gene Ontology annotation, cellular component: Arp2/3 protein complex; actin cytoskeleton. Lineage: Eukaryota; Fungi; Ascomycota; Leotiomycetes; Helotiales; Hyaloscyphaceae. Gene Ontology annotation, molecular function: actin filament binding. The record is from RefSeq and is a predicted model, not a curated record.